Molecule: messenger RNA, 962 nt
Organism: Polyodon spathula (Mississippi paddlefish)
Lineage: Eukaryota; Metazoa; Chordata; Actinopteri; Acipenseriformes; Polyodontidae
Product: protein myomaker
Exons: 6
Coding region: 15-872 (285 amino acids)
Cellular component (GO): plasma membrane
Source: RefSeq, a predicted model, not a curated record
UCUGUUUUCCCAGGAUGGGUUCAAUAAUUGCCAAAAUGCUGCUGCCCACUGUUAGCAGCUUGGCGUUCAUGCCGGCGAUCAGUGUGGCAGCCAAACGGGGCUUUCAUAUGGAGGCAAUGGUGUACUUCUUCACAAUGUUCUUCAUUGCGAUUUACCAUGCAUGUGAUGGCCCUGGAUUGUCCAUCUUGUGCUUUAUGAGAUAUGAGAUUUUGGAGUAUUUCAGUGUUUAUGGGACAGCUGUCUCAAUGUGGGUCACUCUUAUAGCUCUGGGAGACUUUGACGAACCAAAACGGUCCACCCUCACAAUGUUUGGUGUUCUCACUGCCGGUGUGCGCAUCUAUCAGGAUCGCUGGGGGUACGGCGUCUAUUCUGGGCCAAUUGGCACAGCUGUGCUGAUGAUCACUGUCAAAUGGCUGAGGAAGAUGAAGGAGAAGAAAGGCCUGUACCCUGAGAAGAGUGUGUACACCCAGCAGGUGGGGCCAGGGUUCUGCUUUGGAGCACUGGCUCUUAUGCUCAGGUUCUACUUCGAGGAAUGGGAUUACACCUACGUUCACAGUUUUUAUCACGUGUCCCUGGCCAUGGCCUUUGUCCUGGUUCUCCCGAAGACCAACAGACUGGGAGGGACGGGCGGGAACCCAGCAAAGCUCAGCUGUUACACCCUCUGCUGCUGUGGGACUAAGCCAGCUAUAAAAGACAGGAUUCAAACAAUCUGGAGUUCAACGACUAAACGCCCCUGGAUUCAGGCCUGCGAUCCAGGCCUCCCUUUCCGCCGCCCCCAGCCAGAAACCAAGCAACCUGCAGGACCUUCAGAGAGAGGGAGUGGGGAGUGGAGUUGCUGUGUCCUUUCUAGGCAACAUUCCAUAUUAAAUUAAUUGAACUAAGUUUUGCAGAGUGGUAUGGUGCAGGACAAAUCAGUGUGCUCACAUUCUCACUGCCUGUACACUGGGGAAGCUGUGAAAAAU